CUCUUAUUAUGAUGGUUAGCGAGCCCAUAGCCCUUACUUUCACCCAGUCGCAGCUUGAAGAUGCCCGCACCCUCUGCUUCACAAUUUUAGCAUUUUUAUUCGGAAUAGUCAGUGGAGGUCAUAUUGGUUCGACUGCUGAUCGGAAGCGCCGUGGCUCUGAUUUGACCGAGACGGAUGCUCAGAAGGAAACAGUCCGUAGAGCUGGCGUUGGGAUUCUUAUUGUUUCCACAGGUUUAUUCUUUUACUCAAUACAAACACAUCAACUGAAAGUGAUAGGAACCAUAAUGUACAUCAAAAAGCUCCGUGCAGCUGAUGCACCCCCGGAGCUGUUUCUCUCUGGUGAAGCCAAGAAGCGUCUGAAAAGAAGUGAAAACUAUCCGAGCAAAUACAAGAUCGUUGUUGUUCCAGAUGACACGCCUACUGACAGCUCCUAGUACCGCUUACUUCAGUAUCUACGGCCCCUGAUCGUAAAUAGCCUUUCUACAACAUCCCUGGUUUAUAGCCGCUAUCUGUUUCUUUUUUCUGUGCCCUUGCUCGAAAUUUGCAA
This is a messenger RNA of Linderina pennispora, 547 nucleotides long. RefSeq lists its product as uncharacterized. NCBI's taxonomy places the organism in Eukaryota, Fungi, Kickxellomycota, Kickxellomycetes, Kickxellales, Kickxellaceae. The transcript is spliced from 3 exons. Bases 12 to 434 code for a protein of 140 amino acids. The record is from RefSeq and is a predicted model, not a curated record.